GAUCUUCUCUCUCUCUUCUCUCUCUUCUCUCUCGGCGAUCUAGGGUUUCAUGAGAGUAUGAGGAUGAGCUUGGUAAGACGAUGCGACGGUGCGACGGUGUUGAGGACCUAACCAUCGCCUCCAACAAUGGUGGCUAGGGUUUCUUACAGAUCUGACGUAUAAUUUUCGGAGAGUUUUGGUAAAUUGGCGACCAUACAUACGAUAUCAGGUGAGUUCUGGUUUCGAUCGUUUAAUUUCCGGCCAUAUGAGUUUUGCUUUACGACUUUGCUUUUUGUUCUAAGCAAGUGUACGUCUCUUUUCUAGCCUUUCUCAAGAUGCUUAAACACAACAUGUUUGAGGGGUACACCAAAAAGAAGCUCAUUGUUACCAAGAACCAGGGAUUGGAUGUUAGUUUGAAUUUGGGUUCCUCUUCGUUGGCUGAUGGUUCGAAAUGGACGGAUUGGAUCGUGGCGGUCAUUAUAAACAGCCGAAAGUUAAUUCCUUGGCAAUGUGGUGCUGAUCAACCCUCUAUACCAUCUGUCAUGCCGCCAAGGCCCGUUAGGAAUAAUGCUGAUAUCCCAAGAUCAGGCUCUUAUGUGCAUCCUUUCCUUCCUGGCCAAAGUUCUGUGGCUGCUAGAGCUCCCGGUUCGGUUGGGUCUUCAAUGAUUCCUCCACACCCUGGAAGUGCUGCACGGGCACGUGAACGAGCCCAGGCCCUCCAGGCCUAUUUUCAGCAACCUUGCAGUUUACUAGGCUUACGCACACCUAUUGUAUCUGGGUCACGGAGAUCCAACAGCCAGGCCCAAAUGGGUCAAGCCGGGUCAUCUUCAGAUAACAUUCGUGGAGAUGAUUUUACAUCAAUGAUCUGGGAUUUAGGGACUAAAGGUAUAGCGCGUGCCAGUUAAAGUAUCCUAAAUUGACCCAUCCGUACACAAAUGAGUUUGAAAGCACCAGAAUUAUUGGAGAGACAC
This is a messenger RNA of Helianthus annuus (common sunflower), 950 nucleotides long. RefSeq lists its product as uncharacterized. The record is from RefSeq and is a predicted model, not a curated record. Lineage: Eukaryota; Viridiplantae; Streptophyta; Magnoliopsida; Asterales; Asteraceae. Gene Ontology annotation, molecular function: ubiquitin-protein transferase activity. The transcript is spliced from 7 exons. The coding region runs from base 315 to 884 and encodes 189 amino acids.